Drosophila melanogaster (fruit fly) is the source of this 815-nucleotide messenger RNA. RefSeq lists its product as uncharacterized. Bases 105 to 737 code for a protein of 210 amino acids. Lineage: Eukaryota; Metazoa; Arthropoda; Insecta; Diptera; Drosophilidae. The record is from RefSeq and is marked reviewed. The transcript is spliced from 3 exons.
UCAGUCAGUCAGUCCAUUUCCCUUUGCACCAAAAUUUUGUACUCAUUUUUCAGGCAUCUUUUGUGAUUGAAAAUUGAUUUGUACAAACUUUAGCUGAGUUCGCCAUGUAUACCAAAAGGUGUCUCAGUGAUGUGCUAUGCUACAUUGCGCACAGGUAUAUGGAUAUACCCUUACCCACCUGCAGAACAUACUCCAUCUGGAAGUUCCCGCCUAAUUUCGAUGCGAACAAUCAGCGUGCAGGCAGAUUGUUUUGGUUCUCCGAGCAGAUAUUCCCCCUCAUGUUCUACUAUGCUCUGGGCAUUAGUAUCAUUGGAUCGACUCACAAUUGUCUAGAAUUCAUAAGCAUUUUGUUCAAGAAGGCGCAUCUGAAGAAGUCGCAUCGGCUAAGGAAGGUAAAGAAUUUCAAAUACAAGCAAUUGCGCCGCUUUCGUAUCAUCGGAUGCAUUUUAAUGUUAACGGCGUGGACAAUACUGCUAUACGCCUUGGCCACCCUCAAGCCGCAUUACAUUGGUCCAUGGUUUGUGAUUUAUGCCACCAUUACAUCCAUCGAUAUAUUAUUGGUGCUGUCAGAUGCCUUAGUGAACAGGACUAUAGGCAACGGCUUCUUGUUCAAGACUUUGAUCCCGGUUAUCAACUUGUACUGUGUCCUUUCUGUGCGGUCGACUCUCAGGCAACUGAUCGAAUUUUACGGUUAUCAGGAUGUUGUUUGGUGGUCAAUGGAAAGAUAUGCCCCAUAAAUUGUCAAAAUAAGUGAAAAUAAUAUUUAACUACAUUUUACGUCGUACUGUAUUUUUCUCAUAUUAACAAAAUGUAAU